Molecule: messenger RNA, 2860 nt
Organism: Dendrobium catenatum
Lineage: Eukaryota; Viridiplantae; Streptophyta; Magnoliopsida; Asparagales; Orchidaceae
Product: GATA transcription factor 26
Exons: 9
Coding region: 906-2459 (517 amino acids)
Biological process (GO): regulation of DNA-templated transcription
Molecular function (GO): zinc ion binding; sequence-specific DNA binding
Source: RefSeq, a predicted model, not a curated record
AUUAAAAGAAAGAAAGAAAGAAAAAUGGGGUCUCUCCAGUCUCCACUAAUUAACCAUCUCUUCUUUUCCCCCACCUUAAUUUGAUUCCUCCAAUGAUCUUCUUCUUCUAUUGGAUUGAACAUAUUCCCCUCUGAAGAAAAAUAAUCUAAAUCUGUAAAUUUUGUAGUUUUUCAUUACUCCAUUUCUUCUUCUUCUUCUUCUUCCACUUUAUUAAACUUCUAUCUUUUCUGUCCUUUUAUCUUUCUUCUCGCCUCUUUCCUGUUUGUUCUGCGGACUGAGAGGCCAAGGGGUUAGACUUGGAAUUUUCGUUCUGCUUACAGGAGAAUCUAAUUCUUCAGUUUUGGAAGAGAAGAGCCCUUAGGACCUAUUGAUUUUUUUUCUUUUUUUCCUAAAAAAAGCCAUGAGAAUACUUUUCUAAAAAUAUAUAGUGAAACUGGUUUGAAUUUUUCGAUAUUUUUAGUAGAAAAAGUGAAAAACACGGGUUUUUAAUCUGUUUGGUUGUUAAAUUCUCCCGGAAUUCAUACGAAGGGGGAGAAACGAAGUCUCUGGCAUGGCAAAACAUGGACCUUGCCGUCAUUGUGGAGUUACAUUUUUGUAGUGUUAACCUGGAGCUUAGGCUUAUGUAUUGUACCAUUGAAAGAGCACAAGAUGAAAAGAACGAGCCUUUUGCCAUAGUAUUAACCCAGCAUGCUAUAGUAGACAUACCAUUUGUAAAAGCCCCUUGUACCUGGCAAUUCAAAAGCUUGUUCGUAUAGAGUACUCCUCUUUGGCGAAAUGGACCCCCAGAAAAGCCGGUAUUAUGUAAUGCAUGUGGCUCAAGAUGGAGAACAAAGGGUUCUUUGGCAAACUACACUCCUUUGCAUGCCCGAGAACUCAGUGAAUGGGAAGAGCCUAAGGUUGUCAAAAUGAAAAAUAUUUCUUUGAAGUCCAAAGAACAUAGAUUGAAUAAAAGAAAGCAGAUGCAUGGUAUAGUGGAAAAUGAAUGUGAAAUGAGAUUUUCUGAAUUAGACCAAAACUACGUUAGAACCUUUGAGGGAAAUGCUAGCAAUCGAUCUAGCUCUGGAUCAGCAAUCUCAUAUUCAGAAAGCUGUGCAAAUUUUGGUGUUGCUGAUGCAAGUGAUUUGACAGGCUCAGCACAGUCGAAUGCCUUGGAUUCUUCACUAGUGCCAGUACCAUCAAAGAAGAGAAGUGUUAAACACCCAAAACCUUCUCCUGUUGAAAAGCUUACUAAGGUCCUAUGCUCCUUCUGGCAUGAGCAACAGUCAUCUAACCUCUCUGGAUCCUCAGAAGAAGAUUUACUUUUUGAACGUGAUAUAACUAGGAGUUCAGUUGAGAUAGGACAUGGAGGUGUUCUUCUUAGAUAUCCAAGUUAUAAACCUAUAGAGGAGGAAUCAGAAGCAAGCUCACUUCCAGCUGACAAUAAGUUAAUUAGUGAGGCAUAUUCAAGAUCUGCAUCAUUUCCUGUAAUUAGUGAAAGUAAAAGAACUCGUUCUUCUGAUGCUGCCAUUGACAAAAUUGAAAACUCCACAGUUCAUAUGUCACAAGAACAUGCUAAAAGCGAAAGUGUUUCGCCACAAAACCUCAGCAUGCUAGAAGAUAGAGAUUCACCUCUGAGGUUUGUUGAUCUUAAAGAUGUUGUUAGUCUUGAGGUUUUCAUGAAGUAUUUGACAAAUGAUGAGCAGCAGCGACUGAUGAAAUAUCUUCCUUCUAUUGAUACGGCUAUGCCUUGUGAAAGCCUUAAAAGCAUGUUUUCUAGUCCCCUGUUCAUGGAGAACUUAUCCUACUUCCAGCAACUUCUCCAAGAUGGAGUUUUUGAUCUCUCCUUUUGUCACAUGAGUGUUGGAGAAUGCAGGGCUCUGAAACUUGCUUUGCUUAAUUCUUUGAAAUCUGGAUGGGUGGAUCACUACGGAAAAGUGAAGGAUGUAAAACGCCAGCAGAGUGCUGUAGCAAAUGGGGGAGAAAACAGUGCGAAUUUUCUUCUGCGUUACAACUUAGCACCUAGCAAGAGGACUCGUCAGAUUCAAAAUGGGCAUAUGCAAGAUUCCAAGCGAAUCAUGAGGAGCCCAAAAAUAGUGUACAGAUCCAGCAACACCAAAUCUCCUUCUACAAAAUCGUCAGUGCUGAAUCCCACAGAAAAAGAAUCAAAGGAAAUGCUUGAUGCUGAUGGCCUUGUCGGCAAUGAAGGAGCUUGCGUCAGUCCACGAAGCCUCUUCGCAUGGCCUCCAUAUCCAAGCUCAGAGUUUCAAUUCACAGAUGACAGCUCUGAUCAAGACUUGCUGCUUAACGUGCGUUGCAGUUCUUCGUUCCCAGAAGCAGAGCUCCUCCUUCAUCAUCCCUGUAAUGAAAAAACAUCGUCGAACAGCUCUCGGGCUGAGAGUUGUGUUGCCACUGAGGAAGAGAGUCUCUGCAACUACCCAGCUUCUAGUUUUAGCAGCCAGCAGCUGAAUCACCAUAAAUGAGCUUAAUCCUAUGGAUGUAUAGCCCUUCUCUUAUUUCUCCUAUGAAGGGAAAAUUUUUAGGUCCGGUCACCUGACAGGAUGUAUCUCCUGUAUCUCUUUGUCUACAAUAAAAAACACAGCUGCUACAAUAACUGCGUUUUACUGUAAAUAGAUGGAAAUCGGGAUGUAUUCUUCUGUCAAGUGAUCAGACCUAUUAACUUUCCCCUAUGAAGAUGGGUGCUUUCCAUCUUCUGAUUUAGUAUAAAGGUACUUUUACUCUGCUCUGCUGAUGGUGUUUGCCUAACUUGAUAGCUGAAUGUUUCCUUGUAAUUGGUGUAGCCUCUUCAUUGUAUUUCUCAUUUCUCAGUAUCUGCUCUUGAUUUCCUUAUUAGCUUACUGAUAUAUCACAAAAUUUUCUAUCA